Messenger RNA from Harpia harpyja (harpy eagle), 4098 nucleotides. RefSeq names its product N-acetyltransferase 1 (gene NAT1). The transcript has 2 exons. Lineage: Eukaryota; Metazoa; Chordata; Aves; Accipitriformes; Accipitridae. The record is from RefSeq and is a predicted model, not a curated record. The coding region runs from base 1919 to 2791 and encodes 290 amino acids. Gene Ontology annotation, molecular function: acetyltransferase activity.
GAUGGUCUUUAAAUAUCCAAUAUAAAAAGUUCUAAAAUUAACAUUAAUAACAUUAAUCUGAUUCUAAAGUUGAGCUAGUCAGAUGACCUAAGCUUGGUAAAUUCAAGUACAUUGCCAAUUAACUGCACAUAUCAAUUGCAUAUUUUUUCUUGAGCUUCUCCUUCUUUAGAAACUGAGACAUCUUACUACCUCUAAUUUGCUCAUAUGGAAAUUGCUUUUUGACUCCAUAACAUUUAGUUCCACCUCUCUGGAUCUGAUUUUAUUUCAGAUAUAUUUUGUGGCGAAGGAGACCAAAAUGAUACAGAAGGAGAAGCUGUGUUACCAUUUUACACAAAAGACCUCUAACCUUUUUAGGUAUUAUUUCCAGUCUUCUCAACAGAGUUUGAAAAAUUAUUCACUUCCUUUAACAGUCUGAAAUAGAAAGUUGAGCUGAAUUUGGCUUUCAAAGACCUUAUAAAAAAAGAGAAAGGUUAAGACUUUCUCAAAACAAGCCACUGUUAGGUGCUGAUUAGCUUAUGAUGAAAUAAGUUGAAAGCCUUGAGUCCUAUUUCCUUACCAGAAAUUGACUUAAAGUGAGCUAUUUAUGCAAGGGCACUUAAAAAGCCCAAAAGCUCUCUAAUUUUGAGUGUCCAGUUUUUCUGAGUCUGAUUUUUCUGUGUCUUUGAAAUCGAACAAAAUCAAUAGAAGCUGAGACAAUUCAACAGUUCUUAAAAAUCAGGCUUUUGGUAUUAAAAAAUGGAAACAAUCAAAGUUAGAUCAACCUUUACAAACUAUAAUCUAAACUUCUGGGACCUAACCUUCGCAUGAUGUCAAGUGGGCGUGACAGUAUUAUAGACAAAACUCUUCAUAUUAAUUACAAACAGUAUUCUGCACAACGGCUACCUUAAAUAAGUAAAACUGCAGAUGCGAAAGAAAACGCUGGGAAGUUAGGACACGCCACUGGUGUGGUUUCCCAUCAUGUUACAUGUAACUCAACAGCCUUUUCACUUUAUGAUACCUGUGGCAGGUACUGUACAGGGUGUGUCAUGAAGGAGGGCGACAGGAGAGCACCCGUCCUCGCCCAAGGAAAAGACUUUGACCCUUGUAUUAGUCAACCACAGACUCACGGGGUACCUGAAGUGCUUAAAACUCAUGUGCUUUCCCAGAUGCAGCCUAAUGGCUCUUUGCCUUCUCGAAAGGGACCUCCAACUUUCCACCUCUGUCAAAUGAAGAGGAGACAUGCUCGACAGGGACAGAAUUUAAUAAACAGCCCUGCAACACUGUGAAGAUGCAGAAGGCCAAGUUUUAGAGAGGAAAUGCAUUACUUUGUUCUCACACACAACAUUGUGCCAAUAAAUAUUUGUCAUUGUAUUCGUUAGGUGUGGCAUCUCCAGAGUAACUACCUGCUGCAGUUGAAGCUUCAAACAGAUUGAAAAAGUUCCUCUGUGGGCAAAGAAAGGUGAUUUUGUGCUUCUGUGGAGCACGGGAACAUGCAGCCUGCAAUACCUUGGCAAUUUGGUGUACCCACAAGGAAACAGAUGACUAUCCUCCAUUGCAAAGUGCUGGCUUGCAAGAUAACAAUAAUUUCAUUUAAAAAAAGUUACGGAGCUGUUUGCAACUGUCUACUGUAAUUAUUUUACAUGGAAAACAAGUUCAGUCUGGUCUUAACCAGGGGACAACAUAAACAUCUACUAAUAGAGAAGAAACAAAGUUUAAUUUGCUCAUGGAUCAGUGAAGUCCAAAAAUGUGCAUUCAUUUUGGGUGGACUCUGCCCUUUCUCAGCAUUUAAGAUUCAGGAGUGAGGGCCAGUGGAGCUUAGAGAGGAAGACAGUCCUCACAAUUUGUAUCCACUCCUGGCUUUACUGACUGCUGCCCCAGUAAUAAAAAACCCAGAAGCUGAAUACAUCAAUAAAUAAAUAAGGCUUUUUUAAGAGGUGACAUGAACCUUGAAGAGUAUUUUGCAAGAACUGGCUAUAAAGGUUCCCUUGAAAAACAAGAUUUGGAAACCUUAACCGAUAUAUUCCAGCACCACAUCCGUGCUGUUCCCUUCGAAAACCUCAGCAUCCAUUGCGGGGAGAAAAUUACUUUGGAGUUCGAGCACGUUUAUAACAAAAUCGUGCGGAGGAAGCGGGGUGGCUGGUGCAUGGAAAACAACCAGCUGUUGGGUUGGGUCCUGAAACGCCUGGGGUACGACACCAGCUUUCUGGGAGCGUAUGUGUUCAAUCCACAUCAAAACGCGUAUGCUACCAUCAUGACCCAUCUCCUUGUAAAGGUAGUUAUUGAUGGCAAAGCCUAUAUUGUUGAUGGAGGCUUUGGUGUAUCCUAUCAGAUGUGGCAACCGAUGGAGCUCGUGUCGGGGAAAGACCAGCCCCAGGCUCCCGGUGUCUUUCGCUUCACGGAAAAAAAUGCCAUCUGGUACCUUGAGAAAAUGAGACGGAAACAAUACAUUCCCAAUCAAAGUUUCUCUAAUUCUGAUCUUCUGGAGAAAAAAGAGUGUCGGAAAGUUUAUAUGUUCAAUCUUGAGCCACGGACAGUGGAAGAGUUCCGUUUCCAGUGCACGUACCUUCAGACAUCUCCAGAUUCCCUCUUUACAAAGAAGUCCAUCUGCACCCUCCAGACCACCGAUGGCUUUCGAGCGCUAAUUGGGUGGACACUCACUGAGACCACAUACAACUACAAGGAAAAUAUGGAUCUGGUGGAAUUCAUAACGCUCGAAGAUGAAGAGGUGGAAAAAACACUCAAAGAGAAAUUCAAUGUAACCCUAGAUAGAAAACUUGUCCCAAUUAACGUCAAAGGAUUUUAUACAAUCUAGAUGACCAGAAAAACCUACAAUAACGCUACAUAUGUACAGUACCUUCCACUGUCUGCACAAUCACUACUGUAAGAUUAUGGGAUUCUCUUGCAGGUGAUUGAAGGAAAAAUACAUUAAUACCAGAUUAAAGUGAAAUUCACUCUGGGAAAAAUCAGGAAUUUAAGACUCUUCUGUCAGGUAGAAUUAUUUGCUGUGAGAUGACUGCAGUUCAAUUUUUGGCACAAAUGUAGGAUCUGAUUUGAAUCUGGUUAUAAAGUUGGGUAAUAAAUAUGUCUGGGAAAUUUUGGAGUGCCUAUAGCACAUAAAUAGGAGUAUGGAUUAUUAAUUGUGAUAUGCUGCCAACACAUUUUCUAUGGUUAUUAUAGGGAGAAAAGUCACCUAUGAGCAUUUAGACAAUGAAGUGUACAUUUAGAACUUCAUUUUUCACAAGAUCUAACCACUUGCAGCUCAUCUCAUUUCUCUACCUUUAAUGUAAGUAAAACAAUGUCACCUUUGAAAGGAGCAUUAGGAGGCAUAAUUCUCCCACUGUCAUCCUUAGACAAAACAUAGUACAAAAUGAAAAUUAUCAUCAUGUGCAUCCCUUUUGUCACUGCUGCAGUAAACUGCCCAAAGUAAUUUUUGGUAUGUACGUUAUUUUCUGGUGAAGCAAGUUGUAUAUAUUGCAGCAUUACUGUGGCUGAUGGGCUCUAAGAAGAUACCUACAAGCUUUGCUUCUGAUAAGUAAUCAUCCUAUAAAGGGUGAAUGGUGCUUAAAUAUCACAACUGGCUUAGAUUUACUUAUAUCUCAAAAGGGGUGGAAAUUUUAUAUUUUUAGCAUUGCAAGUAUAACAAAGGUAGAACAAUAAAGCUAAUCCCACUAUACCCUUAAUAUUGCCCUCUUUGUAUAUAGCAAAUACGGGAGUCCAUAUGGCUGUCCUGAACAAGUACCACUUAGCACAGGAGCUUUAGUGUCACAAGUGAGUUCAUUCAUCUGUAUCAAAGUGAAAAAAUCAAGGAGCCGGUCAAAUCUAAAGGAAACCCUUUCUUUAGAAUUAUUUCACAAUCACGUUUCCCCAUUUUUUUUACUUUUUUUUUUCAAAAAGCCCAAACAAGGAAACCACUGAGAAAGGGGAAACAUUCUCAAAUGCAUUGAAAAAAUAGCAGUAACACUGAAAAACACCCUUUCUCCCCAAUCCUGAGUAUUGGGCAAAUGUUGAUUCCUCUCACUGAUAGUGUGUCUUUUUGCUCAGAGACAUCAUCUGACCAUAAAUCUCAUAAAUGCUGUAAACGUAUACCUGAAAAUAAAUAAAGGAAAAUAAAAACAUAAA